Messenger RNA from Electrophorus electricus (electric eel), 2957 nucleotides. The record is from RefSeq and is a predicted model, not a curated record. Lineage: Eukaryota; Metazoa; Chordata; Actinopteri; Gymnotiformes; Gymnotidae.
GAAGUGAACCGUUUUGGGUUGUUGUCAACAGCGGGUUUUGCUGUCGAAAAGGUGUUAGUGGUGACAUUUUUCGUGAUUAAUAAAUAUAAUUAUAUUUCUUCUCAAAAUAGCCUACGAGUCAGCUAAUAUCUGUUCGUUUUUUGGCACUGCCAAUACCAAGGCAGCAUAAUUAAAUCUCUAGCUAACAUCCUCACAUCCAGCUAGCUAGCUAGCUAGCUAGCUAAAGAAAUCAUAAACGUUACCUUCGUGGUGCACACGAUUAAGUAUACAGAAGAGAAGAAAGAAGAUCGUUUACAGGAUGUCAAAAGUUGAACGCUUAAGUGACCGGGUAACAAAGUUACUGACUGUGGCGGUACACGAGGUGCUUGAGGUUGUGAGAGAGACGGUGUCCGAAUAUCAGGAGAAAACUGCGCAGACACAGAGAGAAAACGAGAGACUACGGAGGAGAGUUCAAGAGCUGCAGGACCAGCUGGACAAAGACAGCACAAUUGUCCAGAUUACUGCAUCCUCUGAGCAGGAGGGCCCGUCGGUUUUCAGUCAGCAGCUGAAUGCAGUAGUGGAGGAUAAUCUGGCCCUCAAGCAGGAGCCCCCAGCUGAUGUCCAUGAGACUCCCUGUCCUUCUUACAUAAAAACUGAGAUGGAGCGCUCAGAAUAUCCCGUUGUAGACGAGGCCGUGCUGCAAACGGACUUCUUCUCCUGCGCGGAUUCCAACUUUCAAAUCACUCGGAGUGAGGUCCGCCCGGAGCUUGUCGCAGCCGGGCCGGAAUUCCCCGUCACACCCCCAUGUGUGAACGCAGAAGCGCUCAACGCCUUUGUGGAGCGGUUCCCAUACGAGGAGGAGCCUGCUUCGGCGCCGGUGCUGGAUGCCUGGAGACAGCGAGUAAACCAGCAGGGGCGGGAGGAGCGGCACGGCUGCCUGCUAUGCGGGAAGACGUUCAGCCGCGUGGGUAACCUGCGCAUCCACCAGCGCUGUCACACCGGGGAGAAGCCGUACGGCUGCCUGCACUGUGGACGUCGCUUCAGCCACAGCGGGAACCUCCAGAAACACAAGCGGGUUCACACGGGGGAAAGACCGUACCGCUGUCCCCAGUGCAGCAAGAGCUUCUGCCAGUCCAGCCACCUGAAGAAACAUCAGAUGAUCCACACGGGCAGACAUGUGACCACAGGGAGGAGAGAGAUGGAACGAACAAACAGCCACAUUAGCCAAACAGGCCGGUAUUACCACAGCAAACCCAGAAUGUCCACUACGACACUGGAAAAGAGUCAGAUAUUCUCGCGGAGCAGCAGUGUGUCCAAGCUGGAGCGUCUGAAUGCACGGGUGGGACGGCUCCUGGCGGCUGCUGUACGGGAGGUGCUGGAGGCGGUGAGGGAGACGGUGGGGGAAUACCAGGAGAGGACGGCUCGGACGCAGCGUGAGAACGAGAGGCUGCGACUCAGACUGAGCGACGCGCUGGAGGCUCUGCAGAAGGAGCGAGAAGCGUCCAGACAAGCCUCCCUGUCAGAUGACUGCUUCUCUGCUCCUCAAUCUGGCCAGAUGCCUGAUUCCCUCGAUGUCCCCCACUUGGGGCCAGACUCCAGUCCUCCGUGGGGCAAAGAUCAGGCGGUUAAAGUGGAAGACAGCCUCCGGGAGUCGAGUCAAGGUGCGGAACCGGAGACGGAGGUGUGUGAUGUGAAAGUGGCGCUGACGCUAGCAGACGCGUGUGGCGGGAGAACGGAGCAGGAUGAUGAUGAUGAUGAUGAGGUGGCUCUGGAUGGCACCACCAAAAGGGCCCAGUGUGGCUCGGACGGCCUGCCUGGGGACCACGCCUCCAGCUCCGGAGUAUCGCACGUCAAGACUGAGCCCGCUAGCACCGACUGCUCCACCGCACAGCCGCGCAACUGCCUGGGUGGCUUUGAGGCGGUCAGGGACCGGAGUGUGUCAUCAGCCAGGCACAUGGCAUUGACCGCAGACUCGUGUGGGCCUCCCCUUGCCCGCUCCACUCCCUGCUCGCUAGUGAGGCGCAUGGGGAGCGGGAGAGCUAUGAGGCCGGCCGUGGAGGUGCGGUCCCGCCCCCUGGGGCCCCAGGGCGAGGGAAGCCACGUGUGUCAGGCAUGCGGGAAGACGUUCAGCCGCGUGGGGAACCUGCGCACCCACCAGCGCUGCCACACCGGGGAGAGGCCGUACCGCUGCCUGGUGUGCGGUCGCGGUUUCAGCCAGGCUGGCGACCUGAAGAAGCACAAGCGUGUGCACACGGGGGAAAAGCCCUACUACUGCAUCCAGUGUGGCAAGAGCUUCAGCCGUGGGGAGAACCUGAAACGACAUCAGAAAAUCCACAUAGGGGAGCUCUUACGUCGCCAGCAUGCAUGGAGAGACAAUCAUGGUUUAACCACCUGAACAGGGAGUUUUAGAUGAUGUGAUCCGUAACCUUGGCUGCGAGAUGGUGUACACAUACACUGGCAAACACAGGCUAAUUUGCACUUGCAUUUCAGGGUGGUGCUUAUUAAUGUUGUAGUAUGACGUUUGAAGCAGGUCACUCUGAAUGUUUUUGCUUUGUUUCAAAACUUGCCUUUUCCUCGUUUGAUAUGUGGAUUUUCCCAAAAGAGGCUAUUAUAGUAUCUACCUGUGCUAAAUCCAAAAGUCAUGGGUUUUCUAAUAAAAGAACUUUCCAAAAAAAAGUAUAGGUAGAAGUUGUGAAAUGAACUUGAUGUUUUAAUUGAGCUCUUUUAUGUUCUUACAGUUUCUGAACUGCUAAAACACUUAGUUGACAUUUUUGUUUAGAAAAUGUGCUGUCAAAACAAUUUUAUCAAAUCAGUCACACAGAAAAAAACCCACUGUGGUUAGACACAAUUUGCAAAUCUGAAUCACCCAUUUUACAAAACAUUAAACAUAUUCUUGUUAAAAAAAAAACUCAUGUAGCAGUGUGUUUAAUGCAGAAUCAAUCAAACAGGCCCCAAAAGUCUCUAACAGUAUCUAACAC